UCUCUCUCUCUCUCUCUCUCUCUGUUUCUCUGUGGAUUAUCACGUGGUGGUGGGUCUUUCAGUUGUAGGUCUCGCUACAAAAACACUCUUAAAGGCCUCAACUUUUGUCCCUGUUUCAUUCAUUCAAACCCCAAAAAGUUCUACAUUCUUUUUAAAAAAACCGUACCUUGAUUUUGGUGGUUAUGGAGAACCAAAGUAGAGUUUUUGAUAGCUUUUAUGAACACCCUUUUCGUUGUUUCGCUGAUUGGAGCUGCAUUUCUGAUAAGAAGAAGGAGAAAUGGAAGUUUUUUCUUGCCUGGGUUUUGUUGUGUAUUUGGGUGUUUCAGGGUGUUUCAGGGCAGGACUGGGAUGGUGUGAUAAUCACUGCUGCAGAUUAUCAAGGGCUUCAGGCAUUCAAGAGUGAGUUACUUGAUCCAAAAGGGUUCUUGAAGAGUUGGAAUGAUAGUGGCUUUGGAGCUUGUUCUGGUGGAUGGGCGGGGAUCAAGUGUGCUCAAGGUCAAGUCAUUGUUAUUCAGCUUCCAUGGAAGGGAUUGGGAGGAAGAAUCACUGAGAAAAUUGGGCAGCUUCAAGGCCUAAGAAAGCUAAGCCUCCAUGAUAAUGUCAUUGCAGGUUCAGUACCUCAAACAUUGGGCCUUCUCCCAAAUCUUAGAGGAGUUCAGCUCUUCAAUAAUCGGCUUUCGGGCUCGAUUCCUCCUUCAUUGGGUUUCUCUCCUCUGCUUCAAACUAUAGACCUUAGCAACAAUUCACUUACUGGGUUGAUCCCUGAUAGUUUGGCAAACUCUACCAAGCUUUACAGGCUCAAUCUUAGCUAUAAUUCUCUAUCAGGUUCAAUCCCACUUAGUCUCACUCGGUGUUUGUCUCUUGUUUUUCUUGAUUUGGAAUACAAUAACCUUUCUGGGUCAAUCCCAGAUUCUUGGGGCGAGUCACUGAAGAACAGAUUCUUCCAACUUCAGUCCUUGACACUUGACCAUAACUUCCUCUCUGGAAGCAUUCCUGUUUCGUUGAGCAAUUUAAUAGAGCUUCAAGAGGUUUCACUCAGUCACAAUAACAUAACCGGAGGAAUCCCAAGUGAGAUUGGGAGGCUCUCUAGGCUUACAACACUAGAUUUCUCUCACAAUGCCAUCAAUGGGAGCUUGCCUGCUAGCCUUUCUAAUCUUACCUUACUUACAAAGCUUGAUCUAUCACAGAAUAAACUCAGCGGAGAAAUCCCAGAAAGUCUUUCUAAUCUCAAUAGACUUAGUUUCCUCAAUGUUUCUUUCAACAGUCUCUCUGGUCCUGUGCCUAAACCUCUCUCUCAGAGAUUUAACUCGAGCUCUUUUAUUGGGAACAUUCAGCUAUGUGGUUAUAGUGCUUCAGCUCCAUGUCCUUCUGAGGCGCCUUCCCAGAUUUUCCCGGCUCCUCCACCGGAAAAACAAAGGGCUCAUCAUAGGAAACUGAGCACCAAAGACAUUAUUCUCAUUGCUGCAGGGGCUCUCCUUAUAGUUCUGCUUAUCCUCUGCUGCAUUCUGUUUUGCUGCUUGAUAAGGAAAAGAACUCAAUCAAAAGCAAAGAAUGGGCAGGCCACAGCCAGAGCGGCAGCAAGGGGCGAAAAAGGGGUUGCGGGCGCUGGAGUUGAAGCCGAAACCGGUGGAGAUGCUGGUGGGAAAUUAGUACAUUUUGAUGGUCCAAUGGUGUUCACUGCUGAUGAUCUUCUGUGUGCAACUGCUGAGAUUAUGGGGAAGAGUACCUACGGAACCGUGUAUAAAGCCACAUUGGAGGAUGGGAGUCAAGUUGCAGUGAAGAGAUUAAGAGAAAAGAUUACCAAAAGCCAGAGAGAAUUUGAAACUGAAGUUAAUGUUCUUGGCAAAAUCAGACACCCAAAUCUGUUGGCCUUAAGGGCUUAUUACGUAGGUCCCAAAGGAGAAAAGCUUCUUGUCUAUGAUUACAUGUCUAAAGGAAGUCUUGCUACAUUCCUCCAUGCCAGAGGGCCUGAAACACCGAUCGAUUGGCCAACAAGAAUGAGAAUAGCACAAGGCAUGACAAGAGGGUUGUUCUACCUUCACAACAAUGAGAACAUCAUUCAUGGCAACCUCACAUCAAGCAAUGUCCUUCUUGAUGAGCACAACAAUGCAAAGAUAGCAGACUACGGCCUCUCUCGCCUAAUGACAGCAGCUGCCAAUGCUAAUGUGAUCGCUACUGCUGGCGCUUUGGGAUACAGAGCACCUGAGCUUUCCAAGCUCAAGAAAGCCAACACCAAAACUGAUGUCUACAGCCUUGGUGUGAUAAUCCUAGAGCUUCUAACAGGGAAGUCUCCAGGAGAGGCCAUGAAUGGAGUGGAUUUGCCUCAAUGGGUUGCCUCAAUUGUGAAGGAGGAGUGGACAAAUGAAGUUUUCGACCUGGAAUUAAUGAAGGAUGCACCUACAAUUGGUGAUGAGCUGCUCAAUACAUUGAAAUUGGCAUUGCAUUGCGUCGAUCCUUCGCCUUCCGCAAGACCAGAAGUUCAACAGGUCCUUCAGCAACUUGAGGAGAUUAAACGCGAAGCGGAAGCGGUGGCAGGUACAUCUGGAGGAGAUGAUGGAGCCGCUGGAACGAGCGAGGAGAAGUAGUGGUAGAGAUACUAGAAGAGUAUUGCAUAUAGAAUUCUACUACUACUACUACUACUACUACAAUUCUUUCAUUCUUGAGUACUUGUUUUCCACUUCUGAGCAAGCUUUUAGGUCUGUGUAUAUACAAGUUUGAUUAGCAUUUUGAGUGUUUUAAGACAAUUUUGCCUACUUCGAACUGAUCUUACUCUAGCUGAAGUAGUCUCUGAUUUUGUAGUGUCA
Tripterygium wilfordii is the source of this 2804-nucleotide messenger RNA. Its product is annotated as probable leucine-rich repeat receptor-like protein kinase IMK3. The transcript is spliced from 2 exons. The record is from RefSeq and is a predicted model, not a curated record. Lineage: Eukaryota; Viridiplantae; Streptophyta; Magnoliopsida; Celastrales; Celastraceae. Gene Ontology annotation, biological process: protein phosphorylation. Bases 183 to 2585 code for a protein of 800 amino acids. Gene Ontology annotation, molecular function: protein binding; protein kinase activity; ATP binding.